AUGAGACCGAUGGAACGUCGCGAGAUGCGGUUCAAGCUCAGUGAGAAAGACAUUGAAUUCUCCAUCAAAGAGCUUCUCAGCAACGAAGCCGCUGCAGGCAUUGUGGCCGACUUUAUGCUCUCCACGGGGUUGUUACAACAAUUCCAUGACACAGACCCGCAGGCGAUCGGUCUCGAGGUUAUCGAAGAAGCUUCGGACAAGGGGUGA
Molecule: messenger RNA, 207 nt
Organism: Penicillium angulare
Lineage: Eukaryota; Fungi; Ascomycota; Eurotiomycetes; Eurotiales; Aspergillaceae
Exons: 2
Coding region: 1-207 (68 amino acids)
Source: RefSeq, a predicted model, not a curated record